AUGAGGUCGGUACUACCGCGGCACCGGCUGCAGCGAUCAAAUCGAAGCAAUCGAGACCGGCAGAUGCAGCGAAACAUGCUACUACUCCUCCGACAAUUGCCAGCCUCAGGGCCGUCGGCGACGGGAUCUUUGGGACCAACUGUCACUUGUACUAUUUGA
This is a messenger RNA of Colletotrichum orchidophilum, 159 nucleotides long. RefSeq lists its product as uncharacterized. Lineage: Eukaryota; Fungi; Ascomycota; Sordariomycetes; Glomerellales; Glomerellaceae. The transcript is spliced from 2 exons. The record is from RefSeq and is a predicted model, not a curated record. The coding region runs from base 1 to 159 and encodes 52 amino acids.